Thalassophryne amazonica is the source of this 528-nucleotide messenger RNA. RefSeq names its product ribosomal protein L23a (gene rpl23a). Gene Ontology annotation, biological process: ribosomal large subunit assembly; translation. The record is from RefSeq and is a predicted model, not a curated record. Gene Ontology annotation, molecular function: structural constituent of ribosome; rRNA binding. Gene Ontology annotation, cellular component: cytosolic large ribosomal subunit; ribosome. Lineage: Eukaryota; Metazoa; Chordata; Actinopteri; Batrachoidiformes; Batrachoididae.
UCUUCCUUUCUCAACAUGGCACCGAAGGUGAAAAAGGAAGCUGUCCCUGCCAAGACUGAGGCUAAGUCAAAGGCUCUGAAGGCCAAGAAGGCUGUGCUCAAAGGUGUACAUAGCCAAAGGAAGAAGAAGAUCAGGACUUCUCCCACCUUCCGUCGCCCUAAAACCCUCCGUCUGCGCAGGCAGCCCAAGUACCCUAGGAAAAGUGCUCCUCGCAGGAACAAAUUGGAUCACUAUGCCAUUAUCAAGUUCCCCUUGACAACAGAGUCAGCUAUGAAGAAGAUUGAAGACAACAAUACGCUGGUGUUUAUUGUAGACGUCAAGGCAAACAAACACCAAAUCAAACAGGCAGUCAAAAAGUUGUACGACAUCGACGUUGCCAAAGUCAACACGUUGAUCAGGCCUGAUGGUGAAAAGAAGGCAUAUGUUCGUCUUGCACCAGAUUACGAUGCCUUGGACGUUGCAAACAAGAUUGGCAUUAUCUGAAGUGGGUGUGACAAGACUUGUAGAAAAAUAAAUAUUUGUACAAAC